Phragmites australis (common reed) is the source of this 1931-nucleotide messenger RNA. RefSeq lists its product as uncharacterized. Lineage: Eukaryota; Viridiplantae; Streptophyta; Magnoliopsida; Poales; Poaceae. The transcript is spliced from 8 exons. The coding region runs from base 189 to 1460 and encodes 423 amino acids. The record is from RefSeq and is a predicted model, not a curated record.
UCCAACGACCCUAAAACCUCGACAUCUCCUCUCUCUCCUUCCUCUCUCUUUCUAGAACGCGCGCAAGAACACGAGAGGCGACUUACAGUCUUGCACCAACCCCCAACUUAAUUACAGGGAGAGGAUACCAUUAUCAUCGAGGUCACUGAGGUCGUGCGAUCUUUAAUUUACCGCUGCGCGCCGUCAUCAUGGAAGGUGGCGGCUCGGCAGAACCAAGGACGGAGAAGGAGGAGGAGAAGGCCGGAGCCGCCGAGAGGAGGGGCGCCGGCGCCGGCGCAGCCAUGAAGUUCCGCGUGUCCGCGCGGGCGCCGCACGGCGUCGAAGCCCUGCUGCUGAUCGGCGGCGCGGCCCUCGUCGGGGCCGCCGUCGUCGCGUGGCGGCACGCGCGCCGCGGCAAGGGCGGCGCCAAGAACCAGCGCGACCGGCAGCCAGUGAAAGAAGAGGUUUUGGAUGGCGGAGUUGUCGAGGAUGAGAAGGGAGGUGCGGCGGCAUGGAAGCUUGAUCGGCCUGAUGAGAAUUUGAGUGGGGAGAACACCAAGAUUGGAUCCUAUGGAUUGGAUGGCGAGGCGACAGCGGAAAUUCGUCACAUUCACAAGGAUGAGAUAGUUGCGGAAGAAUUGGACACCAAGCCUGCCGAAAAAUUUGAUCAGAGUUCAAGCAGGAAACCUGUCGAGAUCAAAACUCACGAUAUGGACAUCAAACCUGCAGAGAAAUUUGAUCAGAAUUCAAGAAGUAAUCCUGUCGAGAUCACCAUGCAUGAGGAGAGUAAAAGUGUGGAGAAGGUUGAUGAAAACUCAAGCAAGAAGGACAUCAAGAACAAGAUAACUCGGAAUGAAAAUGAAGAUGUGGUGACCUCUGAUCAGAGCAACCUUAGCAUCACUGGUCCGGGGAUUGCUCUCCAUAAACAUAGCAACAACAGUGAUGAUGCUCAAGAGGCCGAAUCAAUGGAGAACACACCAACAGCGCAACUGAUGAUACAUCAAGAACAACCCUUAAACGACAUGAUGACAGAUACUGUGACAGAAACAGAAGAAGCAAAACUGGGAGAAGGAACAGAUUCUGUGACAGAAACAGAAGAAGCAAAACUGGGGGAAGGAACAAUCAUAGACAAAGAUGUGUAUAAACAGGAGGAACAGAAGGCAAUUGCAGAGCUGAUUGGGCUUGUCGGCUCACCGGCACUAUCUUCUCUUGUUAAGCCAAGAGAGAAGAAAGAGCCAGCGCUUCAGGGACGGAACGAGACAGGUAUGAAGAUCGAGCAAGACUGCACCAAUGGUGUGCUAAAGGAGCAUGACCUGAGCAAAGCAGGAGCAACGCCGGGAGGAGCCAUCGUGACCAUGGAUCGCAGGAGCGUUUCGAUGGCCAUUGUUGCUCUUAUAUUUGCAGUGACUAUCGGAAUAACAAUAAUCAUGCACUUAUAUGCCCCUCCGCGAGCAACAAAACUUCAGAUGGAUUCGCAGUAAGUUUGCAAGGGUGCAAUGAAGUUCUUUCUGUUGUCAGUGCAAGUGCUGAGGUUCGCAAGGAUCCAUUGGGGCUAAUUUCAGGGCCUAAUGCGCACGGAUGAACGACAUAGGCAGAGUUAAAAGGUACAAGAUGCGAAGAAUUCUACUAUGAGUCACGAAUGAGAUUUUGUAGCCAUUAUAUGAUUUAUACAAAAGUAGUAAUUUGCGAGUACCAACUAUCGAGAAGCACAAUCAAGGCAGAAGAUAAUCGGAUUUCUUCAGGAGUGUUGGUUUUUCUUCUGUAGGGUAUGUUAAUGCUGAGAGCAAAUUGAUAGGGUUACCAAACUAUGUUGAAGUUGGGCUAAGGGUCUGUAAGAAUUUGUAGUUGGGUAUUCCCAACUCUUAAAGUUCUUAGAGUUGAAGCUGGAGAUAAACUGAGGAUAUUUGAGUGAGUCAUUUUAUUCAUAUUUUAUAUAAAAAUGGUAUAAAUCA